Messenger RNA from Physcomitrium patens, 1697 nucleotides. RefSeq names its product ATPase GET3B. Gene Ontology annotation, biological process: tail-anchored membrane protein insertion into ER membrane. Gene Ontology annotation, molecular function: ATP hydrolysis activity; ATP binding. The record is from RefSeq and is a predicted model, not a curated record. NCBI's taxonomy places the organism in Eukaryota, Viridiplantae, Streptophyta, Bryopsida, Funariales, Funariaceae. Gene Ontology annotation, cellular component: GET complex.
UUUAGCCGGCAUCGAAGCUCACGAAGGGCAGCGAGUGCAUCGCCGCCGCGGAGGAAUGCAAGAUGAUGAGCGCCAUGCGCAAUAGCAGAUUCGACGACGAUGAUGCCGUGAAUUGAAGGUCGAAAAGGGACUUUCAGUCGGUUGCAGAAUGGUGUUCGUUAUGAGAAGCCCUGGUGGAUUGCUUACCGCUCGAUCAGGAAGGUGGGGCGGUAGUGGGUUUGGUGGUCGUUGAUUUUUGAGUAUAGUUGAGGCGAAUUGGGUUUGCGGAAUUGGGUGCUUGGCCUUGGUAAGCAUGGCGUUAUGUGUGGCGCCCCUGCGGGUCGUUGGGGUUGAGUCCUGCUUGUCGGGAUUGUCUUCUGGGUUGCGAGCAUCCGCUGCGCCGUGCAGCUUUGCCCCGCUGCAGUUUCGAGCUUUGUGUCCAGAGGAGGUUGGGAACUAUGGCUUCUCCUCCUGCGCGCUUCGGAGCUCUGGGAUUAAGGAGCUUUCGAGGCCUCAUCUUGGGUAUGAUUUGGCAGCGAGGGGGCGCCGCAAGCUCGACUCUCUGCUCACAGUGGCUGCAGUGGCGAAUCCAGUUGAAGCUAACAGAGGAUUCGAAGAGAUGACAGCAGGAACAACACGGAAGUAUUUUAUGUUGGGGGGCAAGGGUGGUGUGGGGAAGACCAGCCUUGCUGCUAGCUUAGCCGUUAAGUUUGCUAACAAUGGCCAUCCAACGCUGGUCGUUUCCACAGACCCUGCCCAUUCGCUCAGCGACUCAUUUGCUCAGGAUUUAAGCGGUGGAACUAUUAUGGCCGUUGACGGUGUCGACUUUCCACUUUAUGCCAUGGAGAUUAACCCAGAGCAAGCCAGAGAGGAGUUUCGUGCAUCCGUCUCUAAAGAUGGAGGGACCGGCGUCAAAGAUUUCAUGGACAGUGUGGGGCUAGGUGGUUGGGUGGGAGAGUUAAGUGAGCUGAAACUUGGUGAGCUUUUGGAUACUCCACCACCAGGUCUCGACGAAGCCAUGGCUAUAUCCAAAGUUGUUCAAUUCAUACAAUCUCCUGAAUAUAGCAAGUUCACACGCAUAAUCUUCGAUACUGCACCUACGGGACACACUUUGCGUUUGUUGUCAUUACCAGACUUCUUGGAUGCCUCAAUAGGUAAAAUAUUAAAGUUGAAAAAGAAAAUUCAGAACGCAGCAGCAGCAAUCAAAUCUGUGUUUGGUCAAGGAGAUGGUCGUGACAAAGCUACCGACAAACUCGAGGCACUAAAGGAGAGAAUGAUUAUGGUUCGGGAGAUUUUCAGAAAUAAGGAAACAACUGAGUUUGUGAUAGUGACAAUCCCCACGGUCAUGGCUAUCAGUGAAAGCUCCCGGCUGAAGAGUUCCUUAGAAAAAGAAGGAGUUCCAGUCAAGCGGCUUAUUGUGAACCAAGUACUGCCUCCUUCCAAUUCCGACUGCAAGUUUUGUGCAGUGAAACGCAAGGACCAAAAAAGAGCAAUGGAUAUGGUGUCCAAAGAUCCCAGUUUACAAACGCUAGAAGUAGUGGAGUCUCCAUUGUUUGACCUGGAGAUAAGGGGAGUUCCUGCAUUGAAAUUUAUGGGCGACCUGGUCUGGCGUUGAUGAACAACGUUGGGAUUAGCAAAUCCUGGAUUUGUGUAUUGAAAACACUUAUUGUAAUUUUAUGAUUUGAUGAACAUCCAAAUAGUUGAACAUCGCUACGCAA